Alosa sapidissima (American shad) is the source of this 1522-nucleotide messenger RNA. Its product is annotated as gap junction Cx32.2 protein-like. The record is from RefSeq and is a predicted model, not a curated record. Gene Ontology annotation, biological process: cell communication. NCBI's taxonomy places the organism in Eukaryota, Metazoa, Chordata, Actinopteri, Clupeiformes, Clupeidae. The transcript has 2 exons. Gene Ontology annotation, cellular component: connexin complex. Bases 289 to 996 code for a protein of 235 amino acids.
UAUUUUUAUCCAUUAGGGAACGUUCCCAGUUAAAAUAUUACUAUUGUACGUUUCCCUCCCAAACUCAAAAUGCUUCCAACGCGUUCAAUGGUCUAGUAUGACGUCCACUGGAGGAGCAUUGCGAAUAUCGGAGCUGAUUUCAAGAGCAUUAGCAUUAUUCUCGGGAUUUCGCAAGACUGACAGGGGUCAAAACUCAAGGUUCAACCCCAGCAGGUGAUUAGUCGUGUUGACGUUGUGCUGGAGGAAAGAUUUGGUUUCAGCUCAAGGAGAAAUUUUACAUCAUAGAAAAUGGGGGAUUUAGAAUUCCUUUCAAAGCUGCUGAAAAAAGUCAAUGACCACUCCACAGUCAUUGGAAAAGUAUGGAUGACCGUCCUAUUUUUGUUCCGAAUCAUGGUUCUGGGUGCCGGGGCAGAAAAAGUGUGGGAGGAUGAACAUUCUAGUUUAGAGUGCAACACACAGCAACCUGGUUGCGAGCAGGUGUGCUACGACUGGCAGUUCCCCAUCUCCCACAUUCGGUUCUGGGUGUUGCAGAUCAUCUUCGUCUCCACGCCAACCCUGAUGUACCUCGGCCACGCCAUGCACAUCAUCUCCAAGGAGCAGCAUAGGCAGACAUCAAGGUACAUCAAGGGCAAAGGCCAUGUGAGAAUCAAGGGCCAGCUCCUGGUCAGCUACCUGGCACAACUCUUCUUCAAGAUCCUCCUGGAGAUCGGCUUCAUUGUGGGCCAGUACUACCUCUACGGCUUCGUCAUGGUGCCCAUGUUCUCCUGCUCCCAGUCGCCCUGCCCCUUCACAGUGCCCUGCUACAUGUCGCGACCCACCGAGAAGACCAUCUUCAUCAUCUUCAUGCUGGGCGUGGCCUGCGUGUCCCUGCUGCUCAGUGUGCUCGAGCUCUUCUACCUCAUCUACUCCAAAAUGCUACGCAGCAGUUGCGGUGACAGACAGAGCCUGGGCGGCAGCCUGAACAGGGCAACAGAGGAUUCGAGGCGGCUUCAAUGAAACUGAUGUGACCAUCACAGGUCCAUGUGUUUCUGUUAAAUUGCCCUGAAAAGCCACAUAGGAAAUAUUUGCAACAAGACAAUAUCUGGCCAUUUUUACGUGUUCACUUUCAGCAGAAAUGUUAUUUUUUGUCUUGGGCCACAUGAUAUUGAUGAGAUAGUGGGUAUGAGAGUAUAACUGUUGAUCUUGUGUUAACAAAACAUUGUAUUGUUGAUUGUUGCCUGUUGUAAAUCAAAUUGAUCAUGUAAGGUAACAUUUUUGUACAGUAUGUGUAUAUAAAUCAGACAAAGUUAUAUGUAAUACAUUAUUUUUAGAUAGAUAUUGUUUACAUUUAGGUAGAUAGGUAUAGGUACAGUUACUGUAUAAAUACUGUACCGGUAUGGGUCAAUAACGUAACAUGCAGAUUUCUGUGUCCGAGUCCAUUACUUUGGUUUAAAAUAAUUUGAAAUGAUAACAAGCAUCAUUAUUAUGUUAUAAUAAUAUAACAUAAUAAUAAUAUUGGAAUAAUGCUCAAAGGAAAAGUGUA